AUGAAGCUCACCACCACCCUCCUCGCCAUCGCCUUAACCUUCGGCCUCACAACCGCCACCCUCUCCCCCGCCUCCUCAAACACCAAAGGCAAAUACCCAAAAUCACCCUCUUGCAGCCCCGCAAAGACCAGCAAGGCCAUUCAAGCCGCCGAGUGCAGUCACAACACCAGAACCUCAAAGACCCAAACCUUUGCUGUGUUCAAGGUUGACCACCAAUACGAUGCCAAUCAUGGAGCUCCCUAUGGUACUUGUGUGGCUUACACUUGUACUGCGCCUACGGAUGCACAGUUGAGUGUUGACAGUGAUUACUGGACCUUCUUUUGGAAUGGGAAUGGAGAGAGCAAGGGUGAGGGUGCUGGAUGCAUCAAAGAUCCUCAGACCGGGGUUUGUGGGUGUGAAAAUUCGAAUGGGCAGUUUAUUUCGGGCUCUAGCAGCUGCAAGUAG
Molecule: messenger RNA, 444 nt
Organism: Aureobasidium namibiae CBS 147.97
Lineage: Eukaryota; Fungi; Ascomycota; Dothideomycetes; Dothideales; Saccotheciaceae
Product: small secreted protein
Exons: 1
Coding region: 1-444 (147 amino acids)
Source: RefSeq, a predicted model, not a curated record